Messenger RNA from Exophiala viscosa, 5402 nucleotides. Its product is annotated as phospholipid-translocating ATPase. The record is from RefSeq and is a predicted model, not a curated record. Gene Ontology annotation, molecular function: ATP hydrolysis activity; ATP binding; ATPase-coupled intramembrane lipid carrier activity. The transcript has a single exon. Bases 446 to 5227 code for a protein of 1593 amino acids. Gene Ontology annotation, cellular component: plasma membrane. Gene Ontology annotation, biological process: post-Golgi vesicle-mediated transport; endocytic recycling; phospholipid translocation. Lineage: Eukaryota; Fungi; Ascomycota; Eurotiomycetes; Chaetothyriales; Herpotrichiellaceae.
AACAUUUCCAUUCUUAGGCUGGACUCUAGGCCUUGUGAAGUUCUGAUGUCACUUCUUCCUCUUUACAGGCUCUCGUAUGGCCAAGUUCUGGCGGUUUUUCAACCCCACCAGAGAACAGCCCACGUUUCUAUUGGGGUUCUCGCCCGUCGACGACGCAUGUCCAAUGCACUGCCAUCAGUGACCAAUGCCACUUGGCCGCGCAAUACUUGGUACUGCCAUGACUUCUAACCUGAGACAGUGACAUAUCGUUUGCUUCUCUAUCCUUAGGUAUUGUUAAGCAAUACACCACACUCGUUUGUUAUGCGGAGGACCUCGAAUGCACGUAGACCAAGAGAUUCGCCGCCUUUCCAACAUACCAAUUCGAACCCUUGAGAUGAAGAACCACCGAUGAAGCGCUUGCUCGAGUCGCUGCCUCCUGGCUCCCCAACUUUUAGGAACGGCCAUCAUGGCUUCGGAUCCGCCCAGAAAUUCCGAAGGGAAAAGCGGAAGUGAUGAUGGCGCCGGAUCAUUGGGCGCAGGGGAUAAUGGCAUUGAGGGUCAUGCGACGGACUCUGCAAAAGACGGUUUGCCCCAAGACACUUCUCCCACUGAAACGUCCAGAGUCCGCUUCUCUGUCGAGACAUCUCGCGAGCCGCAGGAUGGCCGUCCUCAAGACCCUGGCGCUGCCUCUCAGAAGCCCGCAGGCAUCCUCAAGGCAUCUUCGUAUGGCCGGCGCCGAGGUUAUUCGCUGAGGCGCACGCUCUUUUCACAGAAUAUCCAGAAACAGGACGCCGAAAAUGAAAGUGACUAUGAAAUGGGAUCCUCGACUGCCUCCAUUGACGGCGACAGACCUGACACACCUGGAUCUCCCAAACGCCAUGCGAGACCGACCGUUGUCAGCAUACAGGAAACGGAAUCUGUCACAAAUCCCGUACACCUGUCAGAUACUGAUCUAGAACUGCCCCUCUACCAUCGGUGGUUGUCCAAACAACACUCGCGCAUGACACUGCUGCAACGAGUGACGAAGCCUUAUAAGCAACUGCGCGAGAGAAUCGCGCAAGCAAACACCAUUCGUCCUAGCGCCGAUGGCAGACAUGUCCGGGUAAGGGUUCUGCAAUCGGAGGAUGCCCUUGACGAGAGAACCGGCAAGCCCUAUAUCAACAACUUAAUCCGCUCUUGUCGCUACACACCACUAAAUUUCAUUCCGCGACAGUUAAUGGCUCAAUUUGGGAAGCUCGCCAAUUUCUAUUUCCUCUGCGUUUCAGUUCUUCAAAUGAUACCUGGCUUUAGUACGACUGGUACCUACACAACGAUCAUUCCUCUGCUGGUUUUUGUCGCGAUCUCUAUGGCAAAAGAAGGCUACGACGAUGUCAGACGACAUCGUCUGGACAAGGAAGAGAACGAAAGGACAACCAAAGUCCUGAGUCUUGGCAACCUCUCGCAAGACAACGGGUUUUGCUCCGGUAGCGUGGUCUGGCAGGAAAAGAGAUGGCGUGAGGUCCGAGUUGGCGAUGUCGUGCUUCUGAAGAGGGACAGCGCGGUACCUGCAGACAUUGUCCUCCUUCAGACCGAUGAAUCAUCCAAUACAGCCUUUGUCGAAACGAAAAGCUUGGAUGGGGAGACCAAUCUGAAGUCUAAAAAGCCCUUGGCUGAUGUGAGUGCGACCUGUGAUGCUCCAGAUGACGUUGCAAAACUGGACGCCGAGUUCGUUGUACAAGACCCCAACCUAGAUCUCUACAAAUUCGACGGGAGAGUAACAAUCGAUAGCAAGACACUGCCCCUGACGAAUUCGGAAAUUCUCUAUCGUGGCAGCGUGCUACGCAACACACCAUCCGCCAUGGGUCUUGUUAUCUACUCUGGCGAAGAGUGCAAGAUCAGAAUGAACGCAAACAAAAAUCCCCGGGUCAAGGCGCCGACUCUACAGUUCAAGGUGAACCGAGUCGUUGUGGUGGUUGCCUCCCUCGUCAUCUUCAUGGCCAUUAUCUUGACUGUGGCAUACAAAAUCUGGAGUCGAACGACAGCAGCCAAGGCUUGGUAUCUUCAGUCUGCGGGUGUUGCCCUCGGCCAUGUCCUGUCAUCCUUCCUGAUCAUGAUGAACACCAUGUUGCCUCUGAGUUUGUACGUCUCGCUCGAGAUAGUAAAGGUGGCUCAGAUGUUCUUGAUGAAUGAUGUGGACAUGUAUGAUCCUGAAACCGACAUACCCAUGGAGCCACAUACUUCGACGAUCAACGAAGAAUUGGGCCAAGUCAGCUACAUCUUCUCCGACAAGACCGGGACUCUCACAAACAACACAAUGAAAUUCCGAAAAAUGAGCAUUGCUGGCACUGCAUGGCUCCAUGACCUUGACAUUCAAGAGGAAGCAGCCGAUGAAGCAGGCCGCGCGAAAUUGAGGCAUAAGAAGCGUGGUGGCAAGGGGAAGAAUGUCCUAGGCCGCAAAAGCAAACAAUCCGUCUCCAGACUCUCUCGCAAGUCCGGAGCCUCGAGUAGAGCUGCGGUCGAAAGGUCUGUAGUCCCCACCAACUAUCCCGAAGAUGUGCAAUGGAAGGCUUCCAGCGGCAUCGAUAUGACUUUGGAAACCGGCAAGACACAGGACUUGUUGGACUAUAUCUAUCAUCGCCCCCAAACCCUGUUUGCGCGAAAAGCCAGAUUCUUCCUGUUGUCUUUAGCGCUCUGUCAUACGUGCAAUCCUGAAAAAGGCGACGACGGGGACAUUAACUACCAGGCUGCUUCACCCGAUGAAGCCGCCUUGGUACUGGCAGCAAAAGAACUUGGAUAUAUCGUCACCGACCGACAAUCCGGAAGCGUCACGGUGAAAACGUACUCGGACAAUGACGAGGAGAACCCGGUCUUUGAGACUUAUGAAGUCUUGGAUGUCAUUGAGUUCUCGAGUGCCAGAAAGCGGAUGUCCAUCAUUGUGCGUUUCCCGGAUCAAAGGAUAUGUCUUCUGAGCAAAGGUGCAGACAGUACUAUUCGGAAGCUACUUCGACUCGCCGAUCUGGCUGCCACGAGUGUGCAAGCAGUUGAAGAACGGGCGACGAAUAGGAAGAGUGUGGAGGCACAAGAAGCCCUGCGACGAAAGAGCACGCAGUUAAGUCGCACUUCAAAUUCGAUUCAUGCAGGUGAUGUGUCCCCACGGCCAAGCAAUGCCACCCUUGGUAGAUCCCGCACCGCCAGAGACAGUAUUGACCAGUGGUUGAGACAUCGGGAGAACGAUCCAGGGAUGUCACGACCUCGUCAUAGUUCACAAUUCUACUCAUCACGACCAUCGGCUCAAUUUGGUGCGCGAGGAUCGGAGAGUUUUGGGGGAAGAGCACAAGUAUCGCCUCAGACCAGUCCACGUCCGUCAAUGCAAGACGACGAUAAUGAUGAUGAAGAGCUUGUAGAAGACAGCCUCGUUAUCAAUGACAAAACUGUCUUUGAGCGUUGCUUUCAACACGUCGAUGAUUUCGCGACCGAAGGUCUACGAACUCUGCUUUAUGGCUGUAGAUUCCUGGCCGAGGAUGAGUAUAAAAAGUGGAAAGACAUCUACAUGUCCGCGACGACGAGCAUUGCGGAUCGACAAGAAAAGAUUGAGCGGGCUGCGGAACUGGUCGAGACUAAAAUGGAACUUGUGGGAGCCACAGCCAUCGAAGACAAACUACAAAAAGGUGUUCCAGACGCGAUCGAUCGCUUGCGCCGCGCAGGCAUCAAGAUGUGGAUGUUGACUGGUGACAAGAGGGAAACCGCAAUCAACAUCGGGCAUUCUUGCCGGCUUAUCAAGGACUAUUCGACAAUUGUUGUACUUGACCAUGAGCUUGGGAAUCUCCAUACCCGUAUGGCCACGGCCUUUGCCGACAUCAACGGUGACAAGACGGCGCAUUCUGUCCUUGUUGUGGACGGUCAAACAUUGACCAUUAUCGAUGCUGACCGGGCUUCAAAGGCGCUUUUCACGGAUGUGGCAAUCCGAGCCGACUCGGUAAUUUGCUGUCGCGCAUCCCCUAGUCAAAAAGCAUCACUUGUCAAGACGAUAAGGAAGAAAGUCAAAGGGUCUGUGACACUGGCUAUCGGCGAUGGAGCAAAUGAUAUUGCCAUGAUUCAGGAAGCACAUCUGGGUAUUGGCAUCGCCGGCAAAGAAGGCCUUCAAGCGGCACGAACCUCCGACUACUCGAUCGGUCAGUUCCGGUUUCUCCUGAAGCUGCUGUUGGUCCAUGGUCGAUGGAACUACAUCCGCAUUUGCAAGUAUAUCCUGGGCACCUUCUGGAAAGAAAUGAUGUUCUAUCUUGUGCAAGCCAUCUACCAACGGUGGACUGGCUAUACCGGCACCAGUUUAUAUGAGCCGUGGAGCUUGUCCAUGUUCAACACCUUAUUCACCAGCCUGCCGGUCAUCUUUAUGGGAGUUUUCGAGAAGGACCUGGCGGCAUCGACCUUGCUGGCUGUUCCUGAACUGUACAACAUAGGUCAGAAGGAUCGAGGGUUCAAUCUCAUAUUGUACUUCUGGUGGGCAAGUCUCGCUGUCUGUGAAGCUACCAUCAUCUUCUUUAUCGUGUAUAGCAUCUACGGGAUGGCGCUAUUUGGACAGGGUCAAGAUUUGUUCUCACUGGGUGCGGUUGCCUUUAGUGGAUGUGUUGUCGUUAUCUCGCUGAAGCUGCAGUUCAUCGAAUUGCACAACAAGUCGGUGGCUGCUGCGAUUGCGAUCUUUCUGUCCGUGGGAGGUUGGUGCCUGUGGAAUUUGAUACUCUCGGUCAUUUACCCCUACCAAGUGCUUUACACCGUGCAUAACGGGUUUACGCGGCGCUUUGGUCGCGAUCUGUUAUGGUGGUUGACGUUGCUCCUCAUCAUACUUUCUGUAUGCCUGCUGGAAGUGACGAUCAAAGCCAUCAGAUCGGCAGUCUGGCCGACGGACGUGGACAUCUUCCAGGGUCUCGAACAGGACCGGGAAGUGCGCAAACGCUUUGAAGAGGCGGCUGCCGACCUUCUUCAGCAGGGCUGGGAUCGUGGCAGCAAGAAGUCAAGCCUGGAACUGGCCAGGGAAGUGGAGAUACAGGCUGAAAGGGAGGCGCAGGUUCAAGAACUGCUGGACAGACCACGUGAGAUGCACAUGCGGAAACCAUACCGGAGAGAAAAUUCUGCCAUGGACGUCAAGGACACCAGCGCUCAACAGGCAGAAGAGUCUCGAGAGAUGGAAGAAGUGCCGAAGAAGUCACUGGACAUUGGUGAGCUCUUCAGUAAAGGAUUUGGCGCAGUCCGCAAGGGCCAGGAGUUACGAUAAGCAUGAUCAUGAAAAGAAUACCCCAUCAGUUAGUCCAGGAUCCCAUGAUAUAUGAUUUUUGGAUGAGAAAACGAAAGCUACGGAAUACAAAAAGGGACGGUUCGUCAUCUGGAAAAUAUUAUAAUUUCUUCCCCGAAAUUCGUCUCAUGACAAAUCAAGGACCUUCUUUCACCAG